This is a messenger RNA of Trichoplusia ni (cabbage looper), 633 nucleotides long. RefSeq lists its product as uncharacterized. Bases 208 to 579 code for a protein of 123 amino acids. The record is from RefSeq and is a predicted model, not a curated record. Lineage: Eukaryota; Metazoa; Arthropoda; Insecta; Lepidoptera; Noctuidae. The transcript has a single exon.
UGUUGACUGUUAUGCGCGGCUUGUCAAAUCUGACUUCCGACUUUUGACAAACUUAUUUACAAUACAGUAAAUUAAAUUCCAAAACAAUUCGUUAUUAAAAUUGAAUGUGCUAAAUAAAACGAUGAGUAAACCAAUUAUAGCACCAAAUGGGUAAUCAAAAUUGUGAGAACAAUAGGACGGUCUUUUCCGAACGAAGACUGUCGAGUGAUGAGUUCUAAAGGGGCGGAUGUGUGUCGCGAGAGUGAGCACUGUGUGCAGGAGAAGUGGUCGCAGGACACGAGCACGUGCCGCGCGUCCACCUCGCGCGGCCUUUCGCACUCCAGUGGCGACUGUGACGGCAGCGAGACCAUCUCCUACUGCAGCGGCAAGUGCUCCUGUGCCUCCAACAACAUGUACUUCCAGGAGUACUGCGAGAUACCCUGCCUCAUCGCCGACUCCACGACACAACUUCGCAAACCCAAGUGGAACCUUUUCAAGAAGUACCUCAACUACAGAAAAAAAAGGAAAUUCAAAAAAGCUAGGAAAGUCAAAAUAAGGACAGAUCACGGGAAAGGAAACUCCAAUACAGGGGCUGAAUAGUAUCAUCGAAACCGUUCGUUUAUCAGAAAUAUAAUACACAAUCACAUAAUAUUA